Messenger RNA from Canariomyces notabilis, 580 nucleotides. RefSeq lists its product as uncharacterized. The record is from RefSeq and is a predicted model, not a curated record. The transcript has a single exon. Lineage: Eukaryota; Fungi; Ascomycota; Sordariomycetes; Sordariales; Chaetomiaceae. Bases 187 to 489 code for a protein of 100 amino acids.
GGGACCGAACUUCACACCCCCCGAGCACAAGGGGGUUCAAUAUUGGUGCUGCGGUGAUCAGCGGUGUGUAUUUCAGCCCAAGCCCCAUUGUGAUGCAUUCAAGUCGCGUGUAGGCUGAGGACAACCGGGCUCUGGAAAGGCUUGACCUCGUCCAACCGUGUAACGAUCCACUGGCAUGUUCACUCCAUGUGCACUCACAUCCGGGCUGUCUUGUGUUUCGGGUACAUCUCGGCUCGCACAAUGCCCAUUGCCCGGGCCCAAGAAACCUGCUGUGGCUUCGAGUCUGCUCAAGCCAGCAUUCAAGCAAGACAUCAUCUAUUGUGCACCUGCACUGCCACGGUGUGCCAACGGCAACUACCUAGCGGGAUCACCCAAUGCAGUUCAAACAGCCAUUCUGAUGGUUCCUCUACGUCUGCAACAAGAUACCUACAUAUUUACAGCCUGUCAGAUGUAACGCCGCUACACCACCUUUCCGUCUGCUAUGUAUGACGCAUCUCUAUUUGCCUUGAUAGUAAUUGUACAGCUGGUCAGGCGCUGGUAAGGCUCCUUUUUCAUUCUACAGCAGACGACGAUGAAUUCU